UCUCUUUCUUUCUUUCUUUCUAUCCGCUUCGCUUCUGUGCUCUCUCUGUGAUUCCCACUCGUUUUCCCCCAAACAGCACAAAAAGAGAAAACAAAAGCGAAAAAGUAGAGUGAGAGAGAGAGAGAGAGAGAGAGAAACAAAAACAAGAUCCUAGAAAGAGAAACUUCACCGCCGGCGACACUCUGAACUGAUUCAACUUAAGUAAUGCACAUGCGAGUCUCAUUCUAAGCACCUUCGGAAAAUGCACUGAUUCCAGUUUCUCCAUCAAAAAACCUCACACUAGCACCACAACCGCAAAGUUCAAAAAGAGAAUGCGCGAAGGCGACGUCGUGCCGGCGACGGCGACGGCGUCUCCGUUGCCGCCGGUGGUGGUUGCCGGCCGAAGCCGGUCGCAGGGCUUCACGACGCGGCGAGUGACUCCGGCCGCUCCAACGGCCGGAUCCGCCGCCGUGGAGCGCGUUCUCCCUAAUGGUGACUUCUACGCCGGGAGCUUCUCCGGCAAUGUCCCGCACGGAUCAGGAAAAUACCUCUGGACCGACGGAUGCAUGUACGAGGGCGAGUGGAAGCGCGGAAAAGCCUCUGGAAAAGGCAAAUUCUCAUGGCCUUCAGGCGCGACUUACGAGGGCGAGUUCAAAUCGGGUCGCAUGGAAGGGUUCGGAACCUUCGUCGGAUCCGACGGCGACACCUACCGCGGGUCGUGGAGCUCCGACAGAAAACACGGGUUCGGGCAGAAGCGUUAUGUUAACGGUGACUUAUACGAAGGGUCCUGGAAGCGCAACGUGCAAGACGGUCACGGCCGUUACGUCUGGAAAAACGGGAACGAGUACGUCGGGGAGUGGAAGAACGGCGUGAUUAACGGCAAGGGAGCUUUACUCUGGGCAAACGGAAACCGUUACGAGGGGCUGUGGGAGAACGGCGUCCCCAAGGGUAACGGCGUUAUGAAGAUUCAUCACCGUUUGCUCUGGGGUGAUAAUUUUAACGUGAAGCGGUUCUCCGUUGAAGGAAGAGGGAGCGUUAAUAGCGAUAAGAGUUUCCCCAGGAUUUGUAUUUGGGAGUCGGAGGGUGAAGCCGGUGACAUCACGUGCGAUAUUAUCGAUAAUGUGGAGGCGUCGAUGUUUUACCGCGACGGAACGACGUCGGAUUGUGAAGAGAAAGAGAUGAAGAGGAACCCUUGUUGUUUCUCGAGCGAGGUGAAAAGACCUGGAGAAACAGUUUCCAAGGGGCAUAAGAAUUAUGAGUUGAUGCUUAAUCUGCAAUUGGGGAUAAGGUACACUGUUGGGAAGGAGGCUUCGAUUUUGCGGGAGCUUAAGCAGGGUGAUUUUGAUCCGAAGGAGAAGUUCUGGACUAGGUUUCCGACGGAGGGGUCGAAGCUUACACCGCCGCAUCAGUCCGCGGAGUUUCGAUGGAAGGAUUACUGCCCUGUGGUUUUUAGGCAUUUGAGGAACCUGUUUCAGGUGGAUCCUGCUGAUUACAUGUUGGCUAUAUGUGGAAAUGAUGCUCUUCGGGAGCUUUCGUCUCCCGGGAAAAGUGGAAGCAUCUUCUACUUGACCCAGGAUGAUAGAUUCAUGAUAAAGACAGUGAAGAAAUCUGAAGUCAAGGUGCUUAUUCGGAUGCUUCGGAGUUAUUAUCAACAUGUGUCUCGAUAUGAAAAUUCACUUGUGACGAAAUUCUAUGGGGUGCACUGUGUCAAGCCAAUUGGAGGCCAGAAGAUCCGGUUCAUUGUGAUGGGAAAUCUUUUCUGCUCUGAAUAUCCAAUUCAUAGACGAUUUGAUUUGAAAGGAUCUUCUCAUGGUCGCACCACAGAUAAACCUGAGGAGGACAUUGAUGAAACAACCACCCUCAAGGACCUUGAUCUCAACUUUGUUUUUCGUGUACAAAGAAAUUGGUUCCACGAACUCAUCAAGCAAAUUGAGCGGGACUGUGAGUUCUUGGAAGCUGAGAAAAUUAUGGAUUACAGUCUUUUGGUUGGCAUUCAUUUUCGUGAUGAUAAUACGUGUGACAAAAUGGGAUUGUCACCUUUUCUUUUACGCACUGGCAAUCGGGAUACUUAUCAGAAUGAAAAGUUGAUGCGUGGUUAUCGCUUUCUUGAAGCAGAGCUACAGGAUAGAGAUCGAGUUAAAUCUGGAAGGAAAUCAUUAAUCAGGCUAGGAGCCAAUAUGCCUGCAAGAGCAGAGCGAGUGGCCCGGAGGAGUGAUUUUGAUCAAUACACUACUGCUGGAAUCAGCCAUUUGACCCCUUAUCGCAGUGGGGAGACUUACGAUGUCAUUCUAUACUUUGGGAUUAUUGACAUUUUGCAAGAUUAUGAUAUCAGCAAAAAGCUUGAGCAUGCUUACAAGUCCUUGCAAGUUGACUCUACUUCAAUUUCUGCUGUUGAUCCAAAGCUAUACUCGAAGAGGUUUCGUGAUUUUGUAGGGAGAAUAUUCAUUGAAGAGAGGUAGCAGAUGGGUUAACAAUGAGGCUGGAAUAUUUCUCUUCCUGAAGGUGAAGAUGCCUGAUUGCUCAUAACAUCCAGGAAAAAAAUGCGUGAAAUUUGAAACCCUUGUCAAAGGUCUUGGAGUUGACUGGUUAAAAUGCCUCGCCACGGUCAAAUGGCUGACCGAAGUUCCCUGGAAUUGGGGUUUUUUAUGGCUUAAUUUUAUAAACACAGCCAUUGUGAUGGUGUGCUGAAGGAUGGGAAAACUUGUACAUGGAAGAUUGGGAUGAAGUUCGGAAUUUGUUUUUUCUUUCCUUUGUUUUAGGAAAUGGGGUGGGGCUUGUUGAAAUUUUUGUGGUUACUACUAAAUAGAAUUUGAAUAUAUGGUGGUGGGAGAGAUAGGAAGAGGGAACAACGUGGAGUGUUGUUUCCCUGAGCUUUGAUUCAAAAUGCGUGGAUAAGUGUAGGAAAUAAACAAAAAAAAGAAUGUACAGUGUUUAUACAAAGGAUGGAUAGUUGAAAGAAUUUUUUUUUUCUACUUUGAUUACUUGAAUUAUUGAGAGACAUUUUGAAGA
Messenger RNA from Glycine soja, 2988 nucleotides. Its product is annotated as phosphatidylinositol 4-phosphate 5-kinase 1-like. The record is from RefSeq and is a predicted model, not a curated record. The transcript has 8 exons. Gene Ontology annotation, molecular function: ATP binding; 1-phosphatidylinositol-4-phosphate 5-kinase activity. NCBI's taxonomy places the organism in Eukaryota, Viridiplantae, Streptophyta, Magnoliopsida, Fabales, Fabaceae. Bases 312 to 2438 code for a protein of 708 amino acids. Gene Ontology annotation, biological process: phosphatidylinositol metabolic process.